AUGAAGGAAUUCAUGAGGAAAUUCGAUACAAGGGAGAAAGCUAGCGAUCUAUUCGUUCGACUCGCAGAAGAACUCAAGAAGGAGGAGGCAGCUUUAAGCCUAGCCCCGAUAAAUAUCCCUCCACGACCUACAACACAAACAAAAACUUCUACAUGCAAAGCCAUCUCAACCCAAAACGAAACCUCCAAAUCUCCUUCAGAAUCCCUAAUCUCGGAAGUUACACCUGUAAUACCAUCCACCCAACCCGAACCCCAAUUUUUCUCGCCUACAGUUCCACCCUCUAGUACAGGGGACGAGGGAGUAGAGGCAAGGGAAGGGGAUGCGCGUGAAAAGAAGCGUGAUGGUGGGGAGACGGGUGGGGAUGAUAGAGAAGAGGGUACAGGGAAUGAGAAUGAGGGAGAUAGAGAGUUUGACGAGAAAUGGAGUGUUGGGGAUGAGAGUAGAGGUGAUAGGACUGGUGAGGAUGUUGUUGAUAAAACUGAAAUUGGUGAAAAGAGUGAGGAUGUGGAUAGAGAAAUCCCUAAUGAUGAGGUUGUAGAGGGAGAAAUCCCUACUGGUGAUACUACGGAAAACACAGAAGAGGAAGGGUGUGUUGAGGGAGAAAUCCCGGAGGAAUUGAAGGGUGAUGUAAGAGAAGAGGAGAUUGUUGAGGGAGACGAUGAAGAAGAUGAUGGGACCGAGAAGGUCGUUGAUAUGGAUGUAGACGGACCGAAACUAUCUGAUAGACCCGAGCUUACUGAGGCGACCAAAAUAAUCGUAGUACUGGAGGAGGGGCCGGAGUUAGAGGACACACCGGCCACUGAGAGGACAAAUCGACGGAAUACCCGGCGAAGCAAGAAACUGGAUUGGACACGAACGUCUACAAGGGCUAGGCGUUUGAAUUUGGUAGAUUCGGAGAGCGAGGAGGAAGCAGGGGAUAAUAUCCCCGAGAACCUGGAGAUGCCAAAGGAAACAGGGGAGGACAUUCCCUAG
Molecule: messenger RNA, 972 nt
Organism: Salvia splendens (bonfire salvia)
Lineage: Eukaryota; Viridiplantae; Streptophyta; Magnoliopsida; Lamiales; Lamiaceae
Exons: 1
Coding region: 1-972 (323 amino acids)
Source: RefSeq, a predicted model, not a curated record